This is a messenger RNA of Fusarium sp. VM40, 972 nucleotides long. NCBI's taxonomy places the organism in Eukaryota, Fungi, Ascomycota, Sordariomycetes, Hypocreales, Nectriaceae. The record is from the annotation of a GenBank genome assembly.
AUGCUGUUCACUCCGCUUCUUCUCUUAUUCCCUGCCGUUAGUCUUGCUUGGCCCCCCAUUGUACCAAGACAGGCAUCAAACAGUGACAAUUGCACUUUUACAAGCAUAUUGCCCACUAUCACACUAUCCAGCAUCUAUCCUACCUCUACCGUCGGGGGCCAUGGCCAAGUGACUGGUGGUGGUUCCCUCAUUUACACCACUGCUUUUCCCACCCUCGGUCCAGAUGGUCCGGGUCUGCAUACUUAUACCAUCACUGCCCCCUGCGCUGAGACUAAGUGUCAGCCUCCCGCUUCGGGCGAUUGUCCUCCUGGUUUCACUGCCACCACGGUUGUCUGUCACGCAUGCGGUGAGCAGGCGAUCACGACAAUCCUGACUCUUCCUGACGAGUCAGCCACAGCUGGUCAAGGAUCAGCUGGUGGGGACAGCCGUAAGGGCGGCUCCACUGGUGUUGGCAGUGCUGGGAACCAACAUGUUGUCAGCUCAGCGGUUACUUUGACUGCAUUUGUUACCAGCCACAGGACACUUGUUGUAAGUGUCCAGCCUACUGAGUCCCCUGAGAGUCCAUUCCCAUGGAAAUCUUCACAAGGCCCUGGAUUGCCCAACAACCCGGAACACUCCCAGGUCCCCGGGGACUUGGGGCAUGUGGAUACAAAGCACAGUAGACCCGCGGGAUCUCGGGAAAGUGAUUACCCAGCUAUCCAUAGGAACCCUGGAUCUCUUGAGUCUCCCGUCGCUCCCACAUCUUCCGCAACUGCCCCGCAGAGUGAACCCGCGGAUGGCCCAGGCAGCGUGCCCACAGGAGCUGAAGCGGGAUUGAAGUCGCCUUCUACAUACCCCUCUGGCCAAGCCACAUCAGUUAAACCAACGGCUAUUGUAGUCACAGGACAUGCACCAGGAGGCAAGAUGACUGGAGGUACUAUUGUCAAGGUGGCUUCUUUUGCAAUCUUUUUGUUGUACACUCUCUAUGUCUAA